CGUCGCACAAGAAGGCGAGACAGCGUGGCCACUCGCUCGUUCGUGCUGUCUUCCUUCAAGAGGGGCUCGUACCACAACCGGGCCUCCCUGAGUGCUGGUCAGCCGCUGCGAUCCGCCACGAGGCUAUCUUGCUCGGAGAGCUUCGACACCAAGCAAGAGUCCUGGUCCACACGGCUGAAGAGGCGCGUCCUCCGCUUUCUGGGUCGCAGACAUAAGGACCGGAACCUGGUCCGACCGCCGACACCACCGUUCAUCGUAAGACACAACUGCAGCACGGAGUCCCAGCGGCUGGGCAACGACCACCUGGAGCUGAGUAUGAAGCUUCGGGAUAAGAAU
This is a messenger RNA of Lymnaea stagnalis (great pond snail), 336 nucleotides long. Lineage: Eukaryota; Metazoa; Mollusca; Gastropoda; Lymnaeidae. The record is from the annotation of a GenBank genome assembly.